This is a messenger RNA of Penicillium longicatenatum, 2265 nucleotides long. RefSeq lists its product as uncharacterized. The record is from RefSeq and is a predicted model, not a curated record. NCBI's taxonomy places the organism in Eukaryota, Fungi, Ascomycota, Eurotiomycetes, Eurotiales, Aspergillaceae. The transcript is spliced from 2 exons. Bases 1 to 2265 code for a protein of 754 amino acids.
AUGUCUUUUAGUAGGCAUGCCUACAGGCAUGCUCUAAAACCCCCCUCAGGUCCGACCCUCGAUCAUCCAUGGAUCAGUGACGAUUUGCUCGCGGCAACCUUUCGUCGCUUUGCCAGCGGUCAACGACGACAUGGCAGUUGUGUCCCCGGACCACUGGAGGCGCGAAGAAGACUUGCCCGGCGCCGGAAUACAGCACUGGCUGGCUUCGGAGCAUCUCAAGCAGAAGACAUCGCGUGUCUUUUUGGGCGCAAUGGGCGAGAACAUAUGAAGUGGACGGAUCACUCGUGGCAGAGACCGCGUGUUAAUAUGCAAGACUUGAGUAGCUACGCUUUCGCAACUGUCGAGACUUCACUUCCGUUUUACGACCAUAAUCCUGAACCUAUUAACCGGCGCAUCCCUGAAGAACAAGUUUCUAUCUCUCGGGAAGAAAACGAGCCAACCAAGGCGCAGAUCUUUCAACAAUUCCUAGAAGGGAAAGACUGGGGGAUUGAGGAUGCUCAAGAUUUCGCCCGUCGGUUGAGCAUCGACCUGCACCGAGAGCCGGAAUACAGCCGUCAAAUAUUCGACAGAUUGCUUAUGCGCUCAACGACAGACUUGACACAAGUGAUCCAGUUUCUGGAUGACCCAUUUUUGAAUGUUUGGGGAGCCGGCAACUACCUUGCUGCGGUGGAUCUGUUUAGGCGGACAAAAAUCAAGCGAUCCAGCCGAAUUGCCGUGCUGAAUGCAAUUUCUCGUGCUCUCGAGCUGGGAUUAAUUGCCUCAGAUGAAAUCUGCAUGAUCAUAAAAGCUCUCCCAGAUAUCAUUGUUGAGCGAAACAAGACCUUGGCCGCAUGGGACAAAAAAGCAUUGCUGAAGCACUACCGUGCUAUGUGGCAGGCCAUCGGACGCUGCAGCAUCCUAGGCUACGGUGAAUUGGAUAAAAAGAUUGUAGAUGCCUGGCUUGGGGAGCUUAUGAACAUUGGUGACUUUCGUUUCGCUGACGAGAUUAUCAUCGCAACCCACGGUGCCAGCCAUGACGUCUAUUGGCCUUCGACCUUUAUCUUAACGUGGCUGGACAAAUUCAGCCAAGAUAUUCCGACAACAUCCGUUCAAUUCCCGGUGUCUUUGUUAAACCGAAUGGACCCUGACUGUGCUGCGAAUUGUUUGAUUUAUGUCACCGAACGCCUGGCCUCUAUUGAGCAGAAGCAGAAUCGGAACCAACGGCUUGAGCAGUGGCGAGAUUACCUACUGAAAAUGACUGAUGCUUCGGCUAUUGCACGUUCCCAAACAUGGUCAGAUCUAGCGCUGGCCUAUAUUCAAAACCAAAGCGAAACAUUGGCUACCUUACCUACGAAUUCCACCCUACCUAUCCAACAUCAGAUUCUGCUUCGCCUAUGGAUAUUGCGCUCGCUGAGUCGAGCCAUGGGACCCAUGUAUCAUUCGCAUGCUAAAGCAACUGAUCAAUCCAUCUAUUUAUUGCUCAGCCUUUACGAAACCACUGCGUCGCAAACAAGAGGAACUUUCCUUGCAGACUUGUUGAAUGGCAUUCACGGCCUGAAUUUGCCAUACAACGGCCUACUUCUACUUGCAGUUGACCUCAAACUGAGGAAACUGGUCACAAAAACCACCCGCCAAACCCUCGAACAACUUGAAACCUCCCAAAAAUCCUUGACCAAUCUCUGGGCAGACCCAGCUACCUACAAUGGAGUCCGAGUCCUUUUUCAUGGCUCCUUUGAACAAAUGUUCAAUCGGCUGGAUCUUCUGAGUGCCGAGACUAUCGGUGAAUGCCUUCGUCUUGCAAGAGUAGGCGAUUCAAAGAGCGUAUGGUCGAUCACCAGACUCUUGGGAAAUCAUACGCCUUUCAAGUUGUGUCUUCACAAGGCUUGGGUACCAAUCCCACACCCAGAUGAGAAAGUUCUCGUGCGCUACCAUCCCGGACCACGGGAUAGCAUGUGCCCUGAUCCCUACGCCGCAGUCGAAUUCAUUCACCAAUUGGCUGUUUCGUUAUCCUGCUGUCAGCACUUGACUCCCUCCCGCUCAUUCCACCUCAUUCACUGGCUUUACGACUACCUUCGCAAGCAUGGUGGGCCUGUUUACCCAUCCUUGGUGCGGGCCAUGUACCAUGCUGGUGUAGUGCGGUAUCGCCGUGAAGGACGCCGUAUCUCGCGUACUCAGUAUGAGUAUAUUAUGUGGAUUAUUGGCAAGUUUGAAGGGCAGGACGUUGUUAGAGAGCUUCAUGAAGCACCGCAAAUUGGCCGGUCGAGUCACAGCUCGUACCAUGACUAG